This is a messenger RNA of Schizosaccharomyces japonicus yFS275, 2793 nucleotides long. RefSeq names its product coatomer beta subunit. The record is from RefSeq and is a predicted model, not a curated record. Gene Ontology annotation, biological process: vesicle-mediated transport; intracellular mRNA localization; intracellular protein transport. The transcript has a single exon. Gene Ontology annotation, cellular component: COPI vesicle coat; cytoplasm; membrane coat. Gene Ontology annotation, molecular function: structural molecule activity. Lineage: Eukaryota; Fungi; Ascomycota; Schizosaccharomycetes; Schizosaccharomycetales; Schizosaccharomycetaceae. The coding region runs from base 1 to 2793 and encodes 930 amino acids.
AUGUCUUGCUGGACCCUGGUACAGCCAGAUACGCUCGUUGAUGUUCCUUCUACGGAGCAGCUUAAGACUGCUCUGGAAUCAAAAAAUGAUGUUGUUAAGAUUUCCGCUAUGAAAACCAUUUUGAGGAUAAUCAUCAAUGGCGACCCUCUUUCCUCCAUUCUCAUGCAUGUUAUCCGCUAUGUAAUGCCUUCUAAAAACAAAGAACUGAAGAAGUUACUGUUUUACUAUUGGGAGGUUUGCCCUAAAUACAAUUCCGAUGGCACGAUGAAACAAGAGAUGAUUUUGGCCUGUAAUUCUCUUCGUAAUGAAUUGCAGCAUCCAAAUGAAUAUAUCCGCGGUGCAACGUUGCGAUUCCUUUGCAAAUUAAAAGAACCAGAGUUGUUAGAACCUCUAAUCCCUACUGUUCGCCAAUGUCUUGAGCAUCGUCAUGCCUACGUUCGGAAGAAUGCUAUUCUUGCUGUACUUCGUAUUUAUCAGUUGUCUUCUCAACUAUUGCCAGAUGCGCCCUCUUUGGCUGAAGACUUUAUUACAAUUGAGCAAGAUGCCACCUGUAAGAGAAACGCUUUUAUGGUAUUAUGUACCAUCGCUCCAGAGACUGCAUCUCUUUAUUUGCUUGAGAAUAAGGAUGCUAUGCUGACUCUUCCUGCUCCAUUCCAAUUAGUCGCGAUUGAAUUCAUCCGUAAGACGGCAAUUAAUGAUCUCGAAAAUAAAUCAGUCUUCUUCUCAAUGCUCAUGGAUCUCUUACAAGCUUCAUCCAAUUCUGUCGUUUACGAGGCAGCAACGUCGUUGAUGAAUAUGACUUUCAACACCCAAGUGAUUAAGAUUGCUGCUUCAAAGCUUCUUGAUUUGGCCAUUAAAGAAUCCGACAAUAACGCUAAAAUCAUCAUGCUGGAACGUAUUGCAGAACUAGUUCAACGCGACAAGUCUGCUCUUGAGGAUCUGGUACCUGAAUUGCUGCGCUUGUUGUCUACGGAUGAUGAAGAUGUUUGCAAGAAAACUCUCGACAUUAUCAUGGGACUUCUCUCCACUCGUAAUGUCCAGGAGGUGUUGACUCAUUUGCAGAAGGAACUUGUAAAAUCGGCAAUGAACAGUGAGAGAGGCGAGGCUCAUAGACGGGCAUUCACUGAUGCAAUUCAUUCUUGUGCCAUUCUCUUUCCUCCAAUGGCCUCCAGCGCCAUACAAUCUUUGCUUAACAACGUUUCCGAAUUCAAAAAUGAAUCUGUUGCUAGUGUUGUGAGCUUCGUCAAAGAGGUCAUGGAGAAAUUCCCUGAUCUGCGUUCACCUAUCAUUAGAAAACUGUUACUCUGUCUUCGUGAGGAUGGAAACGAAAAGAUUUAUCGUGGUGUCCUUUGGAUGAUUGGUGAAUAUUGUUUAACACUCUCCGAUAUUGGUGUUGCUUGGAAGGCUCUUCGUGCCAGUCUUGGUAAUAUGCCGGUUAUGGAAUCUGUACUUAAGGAAGGAAAGAAUUCGGUAGAAAUGUCUACUGAUGAACAACACAAGUCAUCCUCGUCGCGUAAGAUUUUACCUGACGGUACCUAUGCCACCGAAAGUGCUAUUACAGCUAGUGCCACUUCUGCUUCUUCUACUUCUGACUGUUUGGUAAGAACAGCAAUCGUAAAGGGUGAUCAUUACUUGGCCUCUAUUUUAGCUUGCGCUCUCACAAAACUUGUCAUGCGUAGUAGCACAUUAACUGAUGACAGCGCACGCAUCAAUUCAAUGAAGGCUGAAGCCAUGCUUAUCAUUGCAUCGUUCAUUCGUUUCUUGCAAUCCGAUUAUGUGCAGUACAGAAUUGAUGACGAUACGUUGGAUCGCAUGAUGGUUUGCAUUCGCAGUCUUCAUGUCUUCCCUGAGGUUGAGUCUUUGAAGGAGGUUUAUUUGCAAGAUUCAAGACUCGCUUUCUCCAAAGCUAUGGCAGAGUAUGAACAACGCCAGAAAGACGAAAAUGCCGAAGCGUUUACACAACAAAUUGUCCAAGCCGAUGACUUGCUUCAAAUUCGUCAAAUUACUAAACAAUCGAAAGAGGGCGAAAUUCAUGAGUUUGAGUCUGAUAUUUCUAAGGCUGCUGGAGACGAUAUUAUUGUGGACGCCGAUUCUUCUAAGCUUGAUCGCGUCGUGCCUCUGACUGGUUUUACUGAUCCCGUUUAUGUGGAAGCUUAUGUUAAGAUUCAACAAUUUGACAUUAUCCUUGACAUUUUAUUGGUUAAUCGUACGAGCAAUACUCUUCAGAACCUCUCCCUCGAACUGGCUACCUUGGGAAACAUUAAGUUGGUUGAGAGACCUCCUGUAAUGAACUUGGGACCCAACGCCUUUAAGUCAGUACAAGCUACCGUCAAGGUAUCGUCUAUUGAUACCGGUGUCAUUUUUGGUAGCGUCGUGUUUGAUGGUAAGACUGCACUUGAAAGUCGUGUUGUCAUUCUGAAUGGCAUUUCCAUUAACAUUAUGGACUACAUUAAACCCGUUUACAUUCCCGAGUCCGAAUUCCGAAGCAUGUGGACUGAAGUUGAGUGGGAGAACAAGGUGGACAUUGUCCGCAAUGAAGACAUCACGGUUCAUGAGUUUUUGCAUGAUUUGAUGAAGAAAACGAACAUGAAAUGUCUGACGCCCGAAUCUUCGUUACGUGGAGAUUGCCAGUUUUUGAGUGCCAAUUUGUACGCUCGCAGUAUAUUUGGUGAAGAUGCAUUGAUGAGCUUGAGCAUUGAAAAAACUACCGACGGCAAGAUCCUGGGACAUGUACGUAUUCGUUCCAAGACACAAGGUGUUGCCUUAAGCUUGGGUUCAGUGGUUGCUGCCUAG